AUGUCUUCAUCUAUGAUGCCUGGUACUCCAACAACUCCAACAAUCGAUCUGUCUCCAAUAGUAGCUUUAUCUUCUACUACACAGUCUAUAUCAGUACCACUUACAAGUGCUAGUAAGCCAUUCACAACGUCUUUAGACACGCAGACAAUAAGCAGUGCCAGUACUAUAUUAAUAAUACUGAAAUCAACUAGUACUUCUAAAUCUUCAUCAAUAGUUCCAACAAAGACGCCAAUACAUACUGCUACAACUUCACUGACAUUAUUUAUAACGACCUCACCUAAAACAGUAACUUUAGAUGUCUGCGUUUGCAAGUCUCUUUGGAAUUAUCCACAUUUACCAGAUUGUUCCAAAUACAUAACAUGUGUAGGGAUUACACAAUAUAUACGUGACUGUCCUCCGCCAUUUUGGUGGAAUACUAGAACAGGGAAUUGUGAUUGGAAAAAGAAUGUUGAUUGUGACGAAUAG
Mytilus californianus (California mussel) is the source of this 465-nucleotide messenger RNA. RefSeq lists its product as uncharacterized. Lineage: Eukaryota; Metazoa; Mollusca; Bivalvia; Mytilida; Mytilidae. Bases 1 to 465 code for a protein of 154 amino acids. The record is from RefSeq and is a predicted model, not a curated record. Gene Ontology annotation, cellular component: extracellular region. The transcript has 3 exons. Gene Ontology annotation, molecular function: chitin binding.